Molecule: messenger RNA, 912 nt
Organism: Asparagus officinalis (garden asparagus)
Lineage: Eukaryota; Viridiplantae; Streptophyta; Magnoliopsida; Asparagales; Asparagaceae
Exons: 4
Coding region: 1-912 (303 amino acids)
Molecular function (GO): protein binding
Source: RefSeq, a predicted model, not a curated record
AUGGACAUCGCGAGGGAGAUACUCGACCGCCUCCCCCUCAAAUCCCUAGCCAGAUUCAAGUGCGUGUCCAAGCUCUGGUCCUCCUCGAUCAGUCUCGUCAUCUCCCAGCGCUUGCGCGAGGAAUGGCAUCGGAAGCUGAGCAGAUUCAGGGAGAUCCGACGAAGCCUCCCGUUCAACGAGUUGAAGCAGCUUCGCCUGGAGGCCAAGCUUGACGAGAUGGUGAGCGUCCUGCGUUUCGACGACGACGACGUCAGCCGGUGCAUAAAUUGCUCGCCUGGGCUUCGCGAUUCUGUAACCGGGCUGCGCGAUGAGUUGGCUGGUUGCAAUGAUAAGUUGUUGACUGAUAUCGAUGCUCUGAUUGAGGAUUGGGAUAACUCAGAAAAGCAAUUUAUUACUGUAGCUUCUUCCCAAGCGUCACUUCUCCUGGAUGUUUCAAUAUAUGGCAUGGAUAAUGUGUUAUCCUCCACUAUGAGUCCUAGCAGUGAAGAAGAGAGGAUGGAGAUGUCUCGAGUACCGUAUGCAUCAGCAGUGAGAAGUUUAAUGUUUGCUAUGAUUUGUACAAGACCAUAUAUUGCACAAGCAGUGAGAGUGGUUAGUCGAUACAUGGCGAAUCCUGGUAAAGAGCAUUGGAAUGCUGUAAAAGGGAGAUCAGAUUUUAUUAUCAAUGAAUAUGUUGAUUCUGAUUAUACAGGUGAUCCUGAUAAUAGCAAAUCCAUCAUAGCCUAUGUGUUUGCACUUGCUGGAGGAGCUGUAAGUUGGAUUUUAAAACUGCAGUCAGUUGUGACUACUUCAACAACAAAAACAGAAUAUGUAGCAGCUACACAAGCUAGUAAAGAAGCAAUAUGGUUGAACAUGAUGUUGAAGGAACUCGGGCAUGAACAAAAUAAGAUUUCUCUAUUCUGUGAUAGUUAG